This is a messenger RNA of Scylla paramamosain (green mud crab), 4925 nucleotides long. Its product is annotated as protein singed wings 2-like. Gene Ontology annotation, cellular component: extracellular matrix. The record is from RefSeq and is a predicted model, not a curated record. The transcript is spliced from 11 exons. The coding region runs from base 109 to 1683 and encodes 524 amino acids. NCBI's taxonomy places the organism in Eukaryota, Metazoa, Arthropoda, Malacostraca, Decapoda, Portunidae.
GCAACCUCCACAUUUCCGCUCAGUAAUGGGGUACCCGGCAAAGCUAGCCCAGCCUCAAACAACAACUCAGGAGUGCAGUCCUCCAGCUGAUCAUCCCCAGCCUCAUCUAUGGAGACUGCAGAGCUGGCCUCAUCUUCGUCAGAAAUAGAAGCCUCAGCAUCUGAUGCCUUGCCCCAGCUUCAAGAAGGUGCAGUGGCAGCAGCAGCAUCAGGAGCCAUGAGUUGCUGUGUGUGCCUCUGGGUGAUACUAGCAGCUGGGGUCGUCACAGUCAGUGGCAUCAAUGUGAAAGAAGUAAGCACCAUAAAUGAAGCACAAACCACAUGCCACCCUCCACGAAUCCUUGAGGACUCCAAUCUCCUGCAUGUUGAGUGUGAGGGGCUUAAAACCUUGCAGAAUGUAAGGAUGCUCCUGAAAAAAAGAAUAUGGGUACGCCUUGGCUCCCUCACCAUUGCCAACUCUAACCUGACCACUGAUCUCUCGGUAGAUGACCUGGUGUACUACCCUGCCCUCCACACCCUAACCCUAAGGAGAAGUCGAUUGCAUGACUGGAAGGAGUCACAAAUGUCUUCAGUUCCCAGAGUAAGAAAGCUGGUGAUUGACCAGUGUUGGGACAAUGACACGUUCCUUGCCAAGGUGAAAGAGCUCACUCUUACAAUCAGUCCAAAGUUGCAAGAUGCUUUCCCAGAUGUGGAGGAACUGUAUCUCCUUGACCUCUUCAUGCCAUUCAUUCCUGAACUCAGCAGCAUGAAGAACCUGAAGAAAAUUGUCAUUGAUAAAGGAGCAGCUAAGUGUGACCCAGAAAAUCUUUGGAUGCUGGAAUGGUACAAUGCUGGCAAGCUGGAGAUCAACUCAACACUCUGCUUUGUUGUUGAUAAAACAGAAGAUGGCCUGGAAUCUAUGCAUAUGAUGUUCUCAUUUGUGGACCUCAAGUUGAUGAAAGGCUUGAGAGAUAUCAGGACUGCCAUUGAUGACUGUCCAGUGCCAUGUCACUGUGAGAUUUAUGGUUAUCAGAGGAUGGUAGAACCUAUUACAACUGUCGAUUGUACUUCAGCUAACUGGACACAGUUACCAGACUUGAUCCCAAGCCAUACCCGCAGACUCAUCCUGACUAACAACCGUAUAACCAACAUCUCCAAAGUAUUCACCAAUCCCUAUUAUCAAAGUUUGAGCUUGAUUAGAUUGAAAAAUAACUUGGUUGACCACAUAGAUGGUGAACUUCUAAGCAAUUACUUACAUAACCACAGCAAGGACUUCAGCAUCAACCUUAUUAACAAUAAGUUGGAGACGCUGCCUGUAAAGCACCUGGAGAGGAUGUAUGAUGAUUAUACAAGAAAAGGCCACAGGUAUAUUCCUAUCUUUCAUCUUGGUGGCAACCCAUGGAACUGUGAUGAUUGUGCCUUCCUUGUGCCUUUCCAGAAUCUGAUAUUCUACCAAGACUUACAGAGAGAAGGUCUGAAGGAAAUCCGUUGUGGGGAGGGAAGGUAUGCUGAAGGUCAGCCUAUCAUUAUGCUUCCAGUGAGGAGCUACUGCAAAGUUGAUCCUCUUCUUGACCCCUUGGACAUCCUCAACAUCUGCUUGGGCAUUCUUCUCCUCCUAUUCAUCCUCAAUUUUCUCCAUAAUUUGGUGCAGUACCAGAGACAUGGCAAGCUUCCCUGGAUUAUUACCAGAUUCCCUUGUUGUUGACAGAGUCUGUUAUAUAUAAUGGCUGGUUGAGCUUCUCACAGAUUACAUAAGUGAAGGAAGGGUUAAUACCUGUUGUAUAUUUCCGUAUGGUAUUAUGUGUGUUCAUCCCAGACUUAAAGGAGUCAGACAUGAGGUUUAUUGAUAUUAGCCUUAUACAUACUUAUUGAUAAAUGUAUUUGGAACAUGGAAUAGGCCACAUCCUACACUAACUACCAAGGUACUGUGAUGGUAUUAGUUAUUUUCUUUGGCCAUGUCUUGCAUGUUAAAGUAAAUAACUUCAUUCAUUUGGUCAGUUUAUUCAUAUUAGCCAUGUUAUUUAUUUUUAAGACUACACUGACAUGGGGAUGUAGCAUACAUAUCCUUGAACUUCAUGCCCAUUUUGAAAUGUGACAGCAGGGCAUGGGUUGAGAGCCAGGAACUUCUAUCCCUUUGAGACUGAGAUGAAGGAAAAGGAUUUUUUUAUAUUAAAUUUUGUUAUUUUUUUCCUUUAUACCACUUCAAAUGCAUACAAGAUCCAUAUAUUGGAGCUGGUCUAUGCCUUAUAGGGUGGUCUGGCAAUUGCAAAAAAUUACUGCCUUCCUUCCUUUCACAUGCCAGUACAAUCAGUGAAUGCAGAUGUGUAUGUACUUAUGGAUAAUAUUGUUAAAUGUUUACCUUGAAUUUACUCUUAGUUUCUUUGAGUUAUUAUCAAAACCAUGGUGAACAUAAUAGUGUUGUUUGUUGUUAUGCAUAUGUUGGCAUUGGUCAUGGCCUAUACACCAUGUAAAGUUUUUAUAUUGUUUAUGUUUUUCAUACAGAACUUCAAAUUGGAAGCUCACUUGUUAAACUGCUUGGGUAUCCUAUUAAUUAUUUUUUAGUACAAUGAUGGGCUUUGCCAAUGGAAGGUUCCUCAUUUACCUAGUCCUUGAACACUGCACACCUCUUUUGGGCAGCUUGAAAGUAACUAUCAGGAAACACCAUGUGCAGCUCAGCACUUAGCAGCAGAAGUUUUGAUCACAGGGAUAUUUUUCUAACAAGUGUACUAUAAAUUUACAGUUUAUGCAAGUCAGCCAAUAUUAAUUAUAUUCUAUAGUAUUUCAAACUCAUGAUGACCCACCAGGUGUUGGUCGCUUCAAGGAGCGGCGGUGCCAAAUCUAACCCACCCCCUCAGAAAACGGAGACAACCGUUCUCUUUAUUUGCAUGUAUGACUUUGUUAUAAGAAUCAAGACACCCACACGUGCUUAUAAGAGAGAAUGAAACUCUGAUAUUUAUUUUUCCUGAUAUGUUUAAGUGAUAUAUAUGAUGGAAUACAAAAGUAUAACAAAUGUGACCUUCCAUCCUGGCUACCAAGAGGUGAAUGACUCAGUCGCACACCUGUGUCGAGGCGACCCUUCCCCCACCCACUCCCGUUAGAUUCUGGGUCGGGAGCAGGUGGCAACGUCAACUGACCUGAUAUGCCACAUUUUUUCAUGAAGUAUCUUCUUUUCUUUAUAUAUAUAACAAUUAUUCAUAUCACUUACUAUCUAAUGCAAAAAUCAAAAGGUAUUUAGAACAUUUCAUGCUAAUAUACCCUGGUUAGUGGACAGUUACCAGUUUAUAGUGAAUGUUUGGUUCAAUAUGUGGCAAUAAAGCGGACAACACCUGGUGGGUCAUCGUGAGUUUGAAAUACUAUAGUGUGUUUUACUGUAAAAUGCAUAUGUGCUGAAUAUAUACAUAUAUACAUUUAUGUUUUAAUGAUGCAUGGUUAGAUUUAGUUUGUGAAGAGAUAGUUGCAAAUGUUUUCGUGUUUUACUACUGCAUGUGUUCUGCACUAAUGUGCAGUUACAUUCCUGGAAAGUAGAGUGCAGAUGACCUUGUGAUAUUUUAUUUUGUGUUCAUAACUAAUGCAAUUAUUCUGUGUUCUGCACAAUUUAAUUUUAUGGAAAAAUGGAAGGCAACAAAGGUGUUCAUUGUAAAAGGCAUUUAAGUGCUGAUAAUGUCAGGUGCUGAAAGAAUGGAUUUUGAAAUUUCAUAUUAUAUACAGACAGCCUUAAACUACAUAGACUAAUCCUUACUGGCACUCCAUACUGGAGGUCAUGCUGGUACCCUUAGUGUAAGUGUAGCCCUGAAAAACAUAAAAAAUAAAAAAAAAAUCAACAGGGAAUGCACAAAACUAUUAAACAGUAAGUUGAGAUCACCAUAAACAGAGGACUCCCUGUAUAUAUAUAUAUAUAUAUAUAUAUAUAUAUAUAUAUAUAUAUAUAUAUAUAUAUAUAUAUAUAUAUAUAUAUAUAUAUAUAUAAUGUGCAGGUAUUACUAAAAGCCAUGAAAAUUCAAGUUAGUGUGGCAGCUAAUACUUGUAAUUUCACACUUAUUUUGCUUAGAGUAUAUAAUAUAUAUUGAUAGCUUCAUGAAGUCUUUUAAGACUGAAACCUGCAAUUUGGGAAAAUGGUUACUUUUUUGAUAGUCAUGAAUAUUUUUUAAAAUGCUGUUUAAAUCAGCAAGGAAAUUAUGAUGCUUUUCAAUGUACAAGGACCAUUAAUUAAUUCACUAUUUGUUGAAAAAUGAUGGUGUAAAUUUUGGUCACCUCACUAUACUGUCACAAGUGAAGGACUUGUUGCCUGUUAAACUGUAAUUAUGAGUGAUGAGUAAGUGUAGCACUGUUCUUUCACCACCAAACAAUGCACAAUUAGAGUGGCAGCUCACAAUUCAGGAGUGUUUAUUUGAUUUUGUGUUCAUGUACAAUCUUAGAGCUCAGUACAAGAAUGAUUGAAUCAUCCAGCUUCUAGUUUUUAUUGCUAGUCAGAGAGAGAGAGAGAAAGAGAUAUGUAUGUGAAGUGAUAUAGAACAUAAACUUUUCUUAAGUUUAGUAGCUUCUUUUCAUGAUGAGAUUAACAGUUGUUGAGUGUACGUUAGGCAAAGAUGGCAGUUUCUGCUGAAAUUUUUGUGAUUUAGGAUUUUCAGUUAAAGACACUUGCAAUUGAGUUAAACAUUAUUAAUAUUCUACAUAUCAUCCACAUAUGAAUAUGAAUGGAAUGUUGUAAUAUUUGCUUGCCAUCACAUGUUCAUGAUGGUUGCUUGUGGUAUUGAUCUUGCCAUAUGAUUAUAAGUGAUUCAGGAAGCAGCUUUCAUAACACAAUGCUAAUCUUUUGCACUAAUAUAGACUUAAGGCUUUGUAUGACAGAAAAAGCUGAAACAUUGAGAAACUUUGUAAAAGAGUGAAAUAUAUUUUUAAUGAUUGUGCUCUUUGUCCAUAUGGAAAAUAAACCGAACUUAUACAUAU